AUGGACUCGGCGUCGGCCAAGAACCUCGCCAUCCGCAACCUCUACGCCAAGAUCGAAAAGGUCGGCGAAGGUACCUACGCCUCGGUCUUCCUCGCCAAAAACACAAAGACCGGCCGCAAGGUGGCCAUCAAGAAGAUCAAGAUUGUCAACAAUGCAAACGGCAUGGACGUCACCGCCAUCCGCGAGGUCAAGUUCCUCAAGGAGCUCCAGCAUCCCAAUGUCAUCCUCAUGAUCGACGUCUUCUCGUCGGGCUCCGUCACGCCCUCGCUCAACCUCGUGCUCGAGUUCCUCGACACCAACCUCGAGGCACUUAUCAAGGACCGCGGGCUCAUCUUCACCUCGGCCGACGUCAAGAGCUGGAUGGCGAUGCUAUGUCGUGGCCUCGAGUACUGCCAUCGCAACUGGGUGCUGCACCGCGAUCUGAAGCCGAACAACUUGCUCAUCUCGCCCGAAGGCGAGCUCAAGAUUGCCGAUUUCGGUCUGGCCCGAGAGUUUGGCGAUCCGGGCUCGAGGAUGACGAACCAGGUCAUCACUCGCUGGUACCGUCCGCCCGAGCUGCUGCUGGGCUCGCGCGCCUACUCGGCCUCGGUCGACAUGUGGAGCGUCGGGUGCAUCUUUGCGGAGCUCAUGCUGCGCACGCCCUACCUUCCUGGCGAAUCCGACCUCGAGCAGCUCACCACCAUCUUCCGCGCACUGGGCACACCGACCGAGAGGGACUGGCCGAACUACAAGACGCUGCCCGACUUUGUCCAGUUUGAGCGAUUCCCCAAGCAGCCGCUGGGCGAGCUCUUUAGCGCAGCCAGCUCCGAGGCGCUCGACUUUCUGCAAAAGUGCCUCCUGUAUGACCCGCUCAAGCGGCUGACGGCGAAUCAGUCGCUGCACCACGCCUACUUCCGCACUGCGCCCGCCCCGACGCCGUUCAAGAUGCUGCCGAGGCAUCCGACCAAGGCGUUUGAUCCCGAAGAUCCGGCCAACCACCCGCUUCUGUCGGACAGCAAGGAGAAGAACACGAUGCGCGCCAAGCAGCGCAAGUCUGCCGGAGCCGGCGGUGCUGGCAAGGGCCAGAAGAGGAAGCUGGACGAGGCCGAGAUCGAGGAGCGCAAGCGGCUCGCGAGGAAGCUGGCUUUUGAGUGA
This is a messenger RNA of Pseudozyma flocculosa PF-1, 1134 nucleotides long. RefSeq lists its product as uncharacterized. The transcript has 5 exons. Gene Ontology annotation, molecular function: RNA polymerase II CTD heptapeptide repeat kinase activity; cyclin-dependent protein serine/threonine kinase activity; ATP binding. The coding region runs from base 1 to 1134 and encodes 377 amino acids. Gene Ontology annotation, cellular component: transcription factor TFIIK complex; nucleus; cytoplasm. NCBI's taxonomy places the organism in Eukaryota, Fungi, Basidiomycota, Ustilaginomycetes, Ustilaginales, Ustilaginaceae. The record is from RefSeq and is a predicted model, not a curated record. Gene Ontology annotation, biological process: protein phosphorylation; positive regulation of transcription by RNA polymerase II.